This is a messenger RNA of Penicillium macrosclerotiorum, 3024 nucleotides long. RefSeq lists its product as uncharacterized. Lineage: Eukaryota; Fungi; Ascomycota; Eurotiomycetes; Eurotiales; Aspergillaceae. The transcript has a single exon. Bases 1 to 3024 code for a protein of 1007 amino acids. The record is from RefSeq and is a predicted model, not a curated record. Gene Ontology annotation, molecular function: S-adenosylmethionine-dependent methyltransferase activity.
AUGACCGACUCUCUGCGAACCUCCACAACACGAUGUCCGCCCCUCCGGCAGGCCCGGGGGACGGUUCUUAAUACCAUAAUGGAAGACACUGGCGAAGCGCUCGCGGAGAAAGGCGCUGGACGCUUGCCGCUUGUCAAACCCGCUUUGCCCAGUCCCAAGUUGACCUUGAAGACCUCCGGGCUGUCGGCCCCGGCCCAUGCCCGCCUAGCCCGCUUGAUGUCUCCGCUUUCCGCUUGCACCGACUCCUCGUGCUGCUCCGAUACGGAAUGGCAGCAGCAGCAGAAGGAACAGAUGCAGCAGAUUCAAGGCUAUGACGACCUGUAUGAUGCCACGGAUGAUGGCGAGACGGACGACGAUACCGCCACGGAUGUCAGCGACUCGUGCUUCUCUGCUCCGGGCACCCAGCGGUCCAGCUUGGUGACACCAAUCACCCGGCACUCGAUCACCUCGACGGGGAGCCGCAAGCGAGAUCUCUCGUUGGAUAUCCCUUCGCCCGUCUGGCCGGCCAAGACCUCGAUGCCACCCACGCCACCUCCCAAGAUUCCGCUGUCCCCGGCAGCGCUAUCGCUGCUAGGCCGCUCCGUGCCCGCCUGCCAUGCGCCUCCCUCGCUGGAUGGGAGCCUCACUUCGGACCAGGAAUCCCAUCUCAGCGGUCUAGCCACACCCGACACUCGCUCGCUGCCGGAUACCAAUUGGGACGCGCAAGAGAUCCGCGUCCGAACGGACAUGGAUCUGAGUGACAGCGAGCAACUCACCGCGGAAGAAGGGAGCCCAGACCUUCAGUCAUUUCCCAUGGCUAUCGAAAGCCCCGGCGAUGACUGGCGCAACGUGCUGGAACGGUUCCCUUCAAUUCCCAAGGGCCAGGAAGACUCAACCCCCACGAGGGAGUCGACCUUCGAUAUCCCCUCGCGAGAGCCCACCCCGUCUGAUCAAGGCGUCUCCCUGCCUGACGGAGCCUUGGCCAUGCUGCACCACCUUCCAGUGGACCAGCCUCUCGAGCCCUGGUCAGCGACGUCCGAAUCCAAUGACGAGAUGUGGCAGCUGCAGGCACCACCCACGCGGCCCCGGAGCGCCGAGGGUCUCACGCCCGCAUCGGAGAUGUCUGGUUACAGCUUCAGCGAGUUGAGUAUUCCCUCCCCCGGCGGGUUUUUCGCUUCCUUGGGUUCCCGUGCCCGUCACACUUGGUCCAUCCCGAAGGACACUGCAACCCCAUCCUCCGCCACCGCGGAAGGCUUCUAUAACUUCCCGCUCCCCGGUGACCGAGGUGAAGUCAUUGAGCAGGUGAUCAGCUGGCCAGACCGCUCGCAACAGGAGGAAGACCCCAUCACGGCCGUGCGCAUCGAAGAUGGCCCUCCAACUGCCCGUCAAGUUCCUGCCCAAACUCCAACUCGACUUCCUCCUCAGACUCCGACCCGACGCCCGCCGCCAACCCCAACGCGGAUCGUUACCCACCAGGACGGCUUCAAGUGCCAAGAUGGCAACAGCCCUGUGAAGGAGAUUACGCCCGUGGAAGCUGCUCCCGAGUACGAUGAACUGUAUGACACCGAGCUUCGAUCCCGUGCCGCGGCCGGUAUCGACCGCACCAGUACUUGGCUGGCGGCCCAGGCCUCCUAUCUCUCCGCGUUGCAUGAGACGAAUCCGGUCAACGAUACCGAGCCGCGAACUGCCUCGACAUUCUCCGAGACGGAGACAGAGGGAGAUGAUACAGAAGGGGAACAGCAAAAAGAUCUUGCCACCUUGAAGCCGGUCCGGUAUUCCGAGGGCGUCCCAGAAUGCCCCAGUCCGCGCCCAUCAGUGACUGCCAGCAAGGAUUCCAUCUACUGGCGUGGCUUCAAGUCGAUCCGAGAUCGCUCGAGCGAGGAAGACGGCUUCCUACACCGCACUAUGCGCUUUGAUGCCAUUCAGUCCUUCCGCCUCGGCAUGGAGGACAUGCACAUCAACUGUCUCAUGGGCAAGUACGAGGUUGUCCGCCCCGAACGGCCCGCCUAUAAAGGCCCGUUCUCUCAGGCCCCGCGCAACUCCGUUCUGACUUCCUCCUUGGCGGAGAAGGCGCAGUUCUCCAACCUGGAAAAGGAACAGCUCGUGCUCGCCCAGCUGUGCCGGCCCAUGUGGGCUAUGGAGGCCCUGCGUUGCCUAAAUGGCGGGAAAUUGCUCACCAGCCCCGCCACUAAGCGUAUGGAACGCAUUCAGAGCACUGCUAAGAAACAGGAAGGCGAGAAGACGCGCACGGUCAGAAUCCUGGAUCUUGGAGGUCAGGCUUCUUGCGAAUGGGGCUGGCAUGCUGCACAGGAGUAUCCGGGUGCCAAGGUGUACUCCGUGGUUCCCAAGAGCCAGAACGUGAACAAGGCCAUCAAGGGCCCGCCCAACCACCGUGUGGUGUCCGUCGCCCAGCUGUGGGACUUACCCUUUGGUGCCAACAAGUUCGACGUGAUCUCCACCCGCUCCUUGCACGCCUUGCUGAAGACCUCCUGUCCUGCUGGCAGUGGUCAAGACGAAUACGACCUCGUCCUGCAGGAGUGCAUGCGCUGCCUCAAGCCGGGUGGCUACAUCGAGUUCAUGGUACUAGAUGCGGAGAUCUCGCGGGCCGGCUCAUAUGGCUCCGCGACCUCCGUUGAGUUUGCCUUCAACCUGCGUGCACGAGGCUAUGAUCCCCUCGCUUCGAAGAGCUUCCUCUCGCGUCUGCGGCAACGCGGCUUUGUCGAUAUGAAACGCGCCUGGAUGUAUCUGCCGAUGGGCGUGGAGUCAGACGAGAUGCGCGCGCUGAAUAAAUUGGAAGGGCGUGCGCCGGCGCCCAACCACACUGGUAGCACGGAAGACGUUGCCAGUGUCACGGGCGUGCUCGGUGGUUGGAUGUGGGAGCAGUGGCUCCUCUCCUUGCGGACGGAAAUGGGUCGGGACCGGACCAAGUUGCUCGAAGGCGUGAGUGUUGUCUUUGAUGAGGGGCGAAACAACGGGGCAGGGUGGACCUGUCUGUCUGGGUGGGCGAUGAAGCCGAAGCCGGCGAAGCAGAGUGCUCGCGGUUGA